AGCAAAGUGUUUCAUUCUGUCUGAGUCCAUUACGUCUGUGGUUUAUGAUCCUUGCUGCUUUCUCUGCUGACUGUGUUGCACAGAGGUGUGUGGACAGGGUCUAAGAAGCUUCAGCCUGUGAAGAAGACUUCUUGUAGUUUUCAUCUGAAUAUCUACCAUCAAGCUGCAAAGAUGGAGCGGAUGCAUGACGAGAAGCCGAAGAAGAAGGUGACCUUUUACCUUCUCUACAGUGUUUUCACAGCAGCCAUCGGCUCGCUACAGUUUGGCUACAACACCGGGGUCAUCAAUGCACCAGAGCAGAAACUGCGUAGGUUUUUCCAGAAUGUGUCGAUGGAGCGGUACGGGGAGCCUUUCAGCCCAGGAACCAACACCAUACUGUGGAGCUUUGCUGUGGCCAUCUUUAGCGUGGGAGGCAUGAUCGGGUCUUUCUCUGUCGGAGCUGUCGUCACCAAAUUUGGCAGGCGUAAGUCCAUGCUGUUAUCUAAUAUCCUGGCUCUAAUCGGCGGGGGUCUCAUGGGACUGUCGUCUGUGAGUCGAUCUUUUGAGAUGGUCAUUAUCGGCCGGUUGAUCAUUGGCAUAUUCUGCGGUCUGUGCACGGGAUUGACACCCAUGUACUUGGGCGAGAUCGCUCCCACUGCUGUCCGAGGAGCCUUCGGCACGCUGCACCAGCUGGCUUUGGUUAUUGGCAUCCUGGUGGCACAGAUCUUCGGUCUGGAGUUUCUGCUCGGCUCAGACACUCUGUGGCCUCUGCUGCUGGCUCUCACCAUCCUGCCGGCCAUCCUGCAGAGCAUCCUGCUGCCCUUCUGCCCUGAAAGCCCCCGCUACUUGCUGAUUGUCCUCAACCAGGAGGAGGAGGCAAGAAAAGUGCUGGUGAGUCUGCGCGGCUGUGAGGAUGUGAGCGAUGAUAUUCAGGAGAUGAAGGAAGAAGGGAUGAAGAUGGCCAUGGAAAAGAAAGUGACUAUCCCCGAACUCUUCCGCUCCCGAAACUACCGUCAACCAAUCAUCAUCGCUAUAAUUCUCCAGCUCUCUCAGCAGCUGUCUGGCAUCAACGCUGUGUUUUAUUAUUCUACAGGUAUAUUUGAUACAGCUGGUGUUACUGAACCCAUCUACGCCACGAUAGGAGCUGGAGUUGUCAACACUAUUUUUACUGUUGUCUCUCUCUUCCUGGUUGAACGGGCGGGGCGAAGGACUUUGCAUCUGAUUGGUCUGGGUGGAAUGGCUAUCUUUGCCCUCAUUAUGACGAUCUCACUUUCUUUGGUGGUGAGUGAUGUUCGCAUGAUUACGCUUGUCCUGUACGCUUACAAACAUACAAAUCUUGUACUCAUUCUCUUUGUUUCUCACUCUGAGCAGAAGGACAACCCGUCCCUGAGCUACCUGGCCAUCGUGGCUGUGUUUGGCUUUGUUGCCAGUUUUGAGAUGGGUCCAGGUCCCAUCCCCUGGUUCAUCGUGGCUGAGCUCUUCUCCCAGGGGCCCCGACCUGCUGCCAUGGCCGUCUCUGGUUUCUCCAACUGGACCGCCAACUUCCUGGUGGGGCUGGGUUUCCCUAAACUGGAGGAACUUUGUGGCCCUUACGUCUUUAUCAUCUUCGCGGUCUUCCUCGUCCUGUUCUUCAUCUUCACCUACCUGCGAGUCCCUGAGACCAGAGGACGGACCUUUGAUGAAAUUGCUCAGGGAUUCGCUUCCAGUGCAGGGAAACCCUCCCCGGUGCCUGAGCCGAUGUCCGUCGGCCUGACGGAGGGCAAAGAAGCUCCUCCCAUGUCCCCCACAGACAAGGUUCCCAUGGUGAAUCUUCCUUAGAGAGAAGAAUAAAUUGGGGGGGGGGGGGAAGUUAUAAUUUUUAACACAUAAAUGGUGAAAGAGCAGCAGGGUGUGUUUAGAAAUCAACUAAAUGCAGCAUUAAAGAUUCCCCAGGCACACACAUACUAACAUAAUUGAUAGAAUUCCCUGUAAUCCUGCUUUAAACAUGGGCCAAAUUUAACUGAAUGACCAGUACUUAAUAAUUGUUGACAUUCCUACUGCCAGCUCCACGCAUACUGCCAUAUAAGAGGAUCAACAUAUGUUCAGUGUUAAGUCCCAGGUCUUCAACUACCCUCAGUGUUAAAAGGUUGUGGGAUUUGGGGGGUGGUGGUGGGGGUUUAAGUAUUGAGGUCAAGCUUGAAAAGCCAGUUUUGAAUCCUGGUAGUUUGACCCAAAAAAGAAAGACCGACUUGCUGUCCUGUCUGUCUGCCUGAUGUGCCUUGCUGCCUGGGGGAGGGAGCCAUGUUGUCUUGACGAAACAGAAUAAAUACAGAAGGUGCUUUAGCAGCCGCUCUCCCUUCAGGUUCACAAAAAAGCACGGACUAUACACUUAGAUUAAAAACAUUUAAGCAUGAAGCAGAUAAGAAAUAUCUCUUCUCAUCCUGUAGCACAACAUCCCCUGAGGGUAGAGGAUGUUUGUGUUUUUGUGUUGUAAUCAUAGAAAUAAAUAGGACAGUUCUGUAAAUGAGUACUGUCUGUAUCAAAUAUAUUGUUUUUAUGAGAAUGAGGUGUAGUCUAGCACUGCCAGGCCUUAAAAGAAAGUCUCUAAUAAGCUUUCUGCUUAUAAAAACACAUCCUAACCUCUUGUGUUCUAUGAUUUCAUUGCAGAGACAAGCCAGGAUGUUGUAGUGCAGUUGUUUACAGUAUGCAUUACAGCAGUUGGAUACAAAAACUCAGGUGGCUAAUUGUGUUGUGCUUCGCUUCUAACUGUCACAUAGAAAAUACAUUUAGCUUCACUGUUACAUCAAAUCAAAAGGGCUCGGCAGUGUUAAACAGUCCUUUAAGGUUGAUGUAUUCCAGCAUUGUACUGAAACACAUUCAAGUCUACUGAUAAUAACAACAAAUAUCUCAAAUCGAACAAGAUAUUAGCUACGUGGGAUAGUGAUGUUGAAUAAAAACACUAAAUUAAUCCUAUUUAUUUCAGUAGUUGCCUUAUCGAAUGUUUUUGUUUCCAAUUGUCUGAAAUCAUGUGUAUAUAUUGUAGAAUCUCCAGUUACUGAAUCAUGAGCAACUAUUACAGCACAGUAUACAUGCUUAUAAAUGUCGUGUCAAUGUGUGUACAGCUUCAUCUUCUUCUUGGAUGUCCGCACACUCGUAUGGAAGCACCUUUCAAUGUUUGAGCUUAGCAGCAUUUUUAUUUGCACUUUUGCAGUCGGACUACUUUCUAAUGAUUGUUUAUUAUGUGUAUAUGUGGCUCUCUGUAAAUAUACUGUAUGUGAUAGGAUGUGUAUGGUGUUUGGUCAUUUGUGCCUCAAAAUCCUGUUUUACUUAUUGUUACAUCCACUGAUUUCUCUUUGCACUGUUACUAUGGUGAAUGUCACUAUGUUGUUUAGUGGUAAACAGUGACGACGGUUGUAUGAGCGUGAGAGUCACAAAAGAGAUGACCAAUGACAGUUUUUCUAUCCUAAUGUACUGUUCUCUGUAAUAAUAUUAGUGACACUUGCUUUGAGAAACUAAAAAGGAAAUAAAGUUGUCCUUCUUUUAAGGGAAUGUCUUGGAUUGAG
Messenger RNA from Cottoperca gobio, 3521 nucleotides. RefSeq names its product solute carrier family 2 member 3b (gene slc2a3b). Gene Ontology annotation, molecular function: D-glucose transmembrane transporter activity. The record is from RefSeq and is a predicted model, not a curated record. NCBI's taxonomy places the organism in Eukaryota, Metazoa, Chordata, Actinopteri, Perciformes, Bovichtidae. Bases 172 to 1797 code for a protein of 541 amino acids. The transcript has 10 exons. Gene Ontology annotation, cellular component: apical plasma membrane; plasma membrane; basolateral plasma membrane. Gene Ontology annotation, biological process: dehydroascorbic acid transport; response to insulin.